Brachypodium distachyon (stiff brome) is the source of this 3640-nucleotide messenger RNA. RefSeq lists its product as uncharacterized. The transcript has 8 exons. The record is from RefSeq and is a predicted model, not a curated record. Gene Ontology annotation, molecular function: RNA binding; ubiquitin binding. NCBI's taxonomy places the organism in Eukaryota, Viridiplantae, Streptophyta, Magnoliopsida, Poales, Poaceae. Bases 69 to 3371 code for a protein of 1100 amino acids.
UUCCUGCGGGAGUGUAUCACAGACUGGGAACUGUCGACUUCUUCGGUUCUUCCCGACCUAGCUCCCUCAUGGCGUCGUCGGCGGACCCGCCGCCGAAGAAGCGGAAGCUCGUCGAGGCCCAGACCCCGAGCCCCUCAUCCACUUUGCUGACGCGCCCGCCCCCGCCUCUGUGCCCGGGCCUACUUCCUACCCCGCCGCCUCCCCAAACCCUAGCCGCAGCGGCGCACUCCUCACCACCGCCUCCUCCACAGUCGCCGCCGCCGUCAUCGGAGGAGAUCGUCCGCAAGCGCCGCAACCAGGAAGAGCUGCGCAAACUCUUCGAGUGCUACCGCCGCAUCCGGCUCUGCGUGGAGGGCAAGGACGCGCGCCUCAUGCCCGAGCUCGAGCAGGUCUACCUUGCUCUCAUCACCGCCUCCCGUGGUUGCACAAGUGUACAACAUAUUUUAGCUAAUUUGAUUCCUCAAUAUGCCUCCUACUGUCCUACUGCACUUGAGGCAGCUGCUAAAGUUUCCAUCAACAUGUACAAAUGGAACUUGGCCAUUGUAACAAGAGGGGGUGAUGUGGAUGUUGUGGCAUACCGGACUUGUAGGGCUUGUAGUAUUGGCUUAGUGGACAUAUGCUCUACAGCAUCUUCUGAAGCUCCCAAGUCAGCUGUUAUCACAGGAAUCUGCUCCGCGGUUUAUAUGAGUGUCCUCACCUUCUUCAUUUCAACAUUUGAUGGGAAGGAUAUAUAUCAUAUAGGCUCCAGAAGACUUUCUAAGCUUCAGGACCCUGUGGAAUUGUUAGACAUUUUAAAGGAGGAGUCAGGGGGUCACAACCAACCGGCGCAUGACUGUUUAUUUGAACUCAGAGCACUCUCCUUGCUGUGCAUAUUUCUUUUAUUCCCAAAGAACCUACUAGAAGCGUGUUUUGUGCUGAUUGCUUCUGCUGAAGUUGACCAUGUAAAAAGAGGACUGUACUGUUUAAAUCAGCUAACCUGCCAUCUGAACAAUGGUACCUCAAAUGAUUCUCUGGACAAUAAUGCUGAUGUAGCAUCACAGUGCAUAGAUAUGGAAAUAGAUAUGGACAUAGAUAUGUCUGACACCGAAGAGAUUGCUGAUUCAAAGCCUUCCGAUGUUUCUGGCGUGUCAGGAAGUUCCAUGGCAGAGUCAAAUGAGUGUUACAUCACAAUGGCAAUUUCUAGGCAUCCAUCUUUGAGAGGUUGGAUAGUGCGGAGGUACAAAAAGCUAUGUGAUUCAUGUAGAUCUGAUGUGCUUUCAGAGGUGUCAUCUUGCUUAAAAGUUUUGGGCUCUUUAUCAGAACUUGAUGAGGAUAAAAGUCACAUGGACUGUGAAUUAUCAGUACCGGAGAAGCUCGACGAAAGUGCAGGAGAAAAAACUGACAAUAUUGAUAGCUAUGAAGGAAAGUCUGUGCAGAUGGUGCAUUCUGAUGAUUUGAAAACUGAGAAGCUGGCAGAUGCGAAAACUGCUGGUUGCAAGGGUGGGACUGCAGUUCAGGUUGCAAGACCUGAUCUUUAUGUUGCUUCUGUCUCAAGUGAUGUAAUUUCAGUUUCGAAGGAACUUUGGGUUGGCUCACUGGGAAAUAAUGCUGCAGAGGCACUAGUUCGAUCUAAGUUCGAGGAGUUUGGCCCAUUAACAAACUUUCUGUUUCAUCCAUCCAAAGAUUUUGCCUUAGUUGAAUAUGGAAACAUAAUGCAUGCUGUUCAGGCAGUUGGAUACAUGCAGGGUUCCUCUAUUUGGGGUGGUGGUCUUCAAAUAAGGUAUUUAGAUAGACUUAUAGGUAGUAAGGGAUUUAUUGGUGGUAUAGCUGUUGGUGAAAGCUGCCAUAUUUAUGUUGCUAAAGUCAAGAAUCAGAACGAAAAAGAUGAUGUGUUUGGUGAAUUGAAGUCAGCAGGGCUGAAGAGACCAUGUGGCUUCAUUGAUAUCUCCAGUGAAAAUGCUUUGCUUCUUGAAUUUGAAACAGCGGUUGAUGCAGCUGUUGCAAAAGCCCAUAUAAGGCGCCAAGCUGAUUCAAAUGUUUCUUCCCAGGAUAAUGAUACAUCUGCUUAUCAACUUUUUGUGCAAAACAUGGAUAAGUCCAUCCCUGACUCGGAAUUUAUCAAUGCUUUCUCACGUUUCGGUGAGAUCUGUAGGUGGAAAUUUAAUAGGCUCGAUGGGAACUGUUUGAUAGAUUAUAAAUUACACAGUGCUGCUUGCUCUGCGAAAUCCCACAUGCAUGGUGCAAGAUUUGGGCUGAAGUCGAUUAGUGUUGAAUCAAGGGCAUGCAGCUCUAUAUCUGUUCAUGAUAAAACAUUGUCACCUGUUAUUCCAAUGUCAGCCCAGAGUGCUUCUGACAGCAGCAGUUGCCAUGAGACAAGUGAUGGGAAAAUAUGCAGGAAUCCAAGGGUUUCAGGUUAUCAUGCAGGUUACACGGUACAAGGGGAUAGGCCAAUUUAUGGUCCACCACCUCCCAAUGCAAAACAAUUAUGGCACUAUAAGGAGCUAGAGUCAAACAGAACUCCACAAGGAAUUCUUCCCAUCCCACCUGUUUCCACACACCGUGCUUCUGUAAUACCACCACCACCACCUAUCCAAACUUCUUUUGUCCGUCCUGUAUAUCCUGGUCCAGGCAGUCCAUGGGAAAACACUACCCCAAUUCCACCCUUCAGCCGUGUUUCUCCUCGCAUGAUGCCCGGAAAUAACUUCCGUAUCAAUCCGCCUGCUCCUCUUCCCUUCAUUCCAUCUUCUAUUACCCCUCUUACACAGCUUCCUGGAGGUUCAGCACAGCAUCCAGAGAAAAUGCCACCACCUCUAGAUAUACCGCCUCCACCACGAUCUCCACCACCAUUACCUAUUUCCCGCCCACCUUCUGCUCCACCGCCCCCAGAUUCUCCUCCAGUGCAUCCUGCCACAGACCCUUCUAACUCACAGAAGCCAUAUUCUCAUCCUCAGUGGCAGGGUUCUAUUACAAAAAGUGGCUUGCACUACUGCACAAUCUAUGCAAGUAGAAUUGAGUUGGAUGUCUGUAGAUAUGAAAAUGCUGUUUCUGAACCAGCAGAAUGGCCUUCAAGAUUAGAUGUGACAAAGCGCACACGUAUCCAGCAUGUGAAGACGAUUUUCUCCAAUACUCCACCUAGUAAAAGAGAAGUCUGUCGGUUGUUGCCUUGUUCAAAUGGUGAUCAGAAAGGGUUCCGGGAUUUUAUAUCCUAUCUCAAACAGAAAGAAUACGCUGGGGUCAUAAAAAUUCCUCCAGUGAAGCCCAGGUUGUCGAGACUGCUAUUCAUCCUUCCUCCCACAUCCGAUGUGUUUGGCAUGCUAGGCCUUCCGCCUCAUCCGGCUGAAUGUCUAAUUGCUCUGAUCCUGCUCAAGGAAGCAACCAGUGAAGUGUCUUGACACGAUUGUCGUGUAUGCAAACUGUAAACCUUGUUUUUUUCAUCUGUGCGCCCAACAAGCACUGCAGCGCUGUGGUCCGUUUUAUUUUAUUUAUACGGAGUAUUAGAAAUGUUACUGUCUGAAACUAAUACUGUGAGCCUUCUUCCCAGCAGUGUUACAUGUUCCAGGGAAGCUGGCGUGUGCUGUACGGGUAACACUCAGCCCUAGAGUCACGCGAACAUCAAAGUUACGACUCCGGUUUAAAACCAUAAUCAAAAUAUUAUUUUGCC